This is a messenger RNA of Columba livia (rock pigeon), 3402 nucleotides long. RefSeq names its product phosphodiesterase 6C (gene PDE6C). Gene Ontology annotation, molecular function: 3',5'-cyclic-nucleotide phosphodiesterase activity; protein binding. The record is from RefSeq and is a predicted model, not a curated record. The transcript has 22 exons. Bases 248 to 2842 code for a protein of 864 amino acids. Gene Ontology annotation, biological process: signal transduction; visual perception. Lineage: Eukaryota; Metazoa; Chordata; Aves; Columbiformes; Columbidae.
AUCUCUUUAAUUAGCAGUCUCCAAGAUCUCACACUAAGAAGAUGUUAAGCCAGUGCCUUCUGUCAUAUCUCAAGAGUUUCAGAAGGCUUGGAAGCCACAGAGGAAGGUAAAUGUACUAUGCCUGUGAGCUAUACAAUAUGUACAAAGUACCAUUUUCUUAUUAGUAUCAAGUUAGGACUUCUUGCUACCACUCCUGUUUUGAUGGUGAUGCAGUUCUAAAAGAAAUCCUAAGAACAAUCCAGCAAAAAUGGGUGAAGUAAAUAAAGAUGCAGUUGAAAAAUACUUGGAAAACAACCCCCAGUUUGCCAAGGAGUAUUUCGACCGGAAAUUGAGAGCAGAAGUGCUGGGAAGUAUUUUUAAAGUGAGCCCUGGAGAUGUGAAGGAAGGAGUCAGCUUCAAAGACAUGUCCCGUCUGGAGGAAUGUAACAUACUUUUUGAGCUGCUAACAGAAAUCCAAGAUGAAGGAGGCCAUAUGGAAAAGAUAGUGCACAAGGGCCUGCAGAGGCUGGCACAGCUGCUGGCAGCUGACCGGUGUAGUAUGUUUAUUUGUCGAUCCCGAAAUGGUAUUCCAGAGGUAGCCACCAGGCUCCUCAAUGUCACUCCAACUUCCAGCUUUGAGGACAAUUUGGUGAAUCCAGACAAUGAGACUGUUUUUCCUCUGGACAUCGGGAUAGCAGGAUGGGUUGCUCAUACCAAGAAGUUUUUUAAUAUACCUGAUGUGAAAAAGAACAACCAUUUUUCUGACUAUCUGGACAAAAAAACUGGUUAUACAACAAUCAAUAUGUUGGCAACCCCAAUUACACAGGGUAAAGAGGUGCUUGCUGUUGUGAUGGCACUCAACAAAUUAAAUGCCACUGAGUUCUCAAAAGAGGAUGAAGAGGUCUUUAAAAAAUACCUCAAUUUUAUAUCUUUGGUCCUAAGAAAUCAUCAUACGGCCUAUCUCUACAAUAUUGAAUCCCGAAGAAGUCAGAUGCUUUUGUGGUCUGCCAACAAAGUAUUUGAAGAGCUAACAGAUAUAGAACGGCAGUUUCACAAAGCCCUGUACACUAUUCGAAUGUAUUUGAAUUGUGAACGAUACUCUGUUGGUCUGCUGGACAUGACUAAAGAGAAGGAGUUCUAUGACGAGUGGCCAAUCCGGCUGGGGGAGGCAGAGCCUUACAAAGGCCCCAAGACACCUGAUGGACGAGAAGUCAACUUUUAUAAGAUUAUUGACUAUAUUUUACAUGGAAAAGAAGAAAUCAAAGUCAUUCCGUCACCUCCAGCAGAUCACUGGUGUCUUGUCAGUGGAUUGCCAACAUAUGUUGCUGAAAAUGGAUUUAUUUGUAACAUGAUGAAUGCACCAGCAGAUGAAUAUUUCACAUUUCAGAAAGGACCAGUGGAUGAGACUGGCUGGGUUAUCAAAAAUGUCCUGUCAUUGCCUAUUGUCAACAAAAAAGAAGAAAUUGUGGGAGUUGCAACAUUUUACAAUAGGAAAGAUGGAAAACCUUUCGACGAGUAUGAUGAACAGAUCAUUGAAACUCUCACACAGUUCCUGGGGUGGUCUGUCUUAAAUACUGACACUUAUGACAAAAUGAACAAGCUUGAAAACAGGAAAGACAUCGCUCAGGAAAUGCUUAUGUACCAGACAAAGGCCACCCCUUCUGAAGUUGAAUCUAUACUGAAAUACAAGGAGAAAUUAAAUGUAAAUAGUUUAGAAGAAUGUGAUCAAAAGGAUCUUAUCAGGAUUUUGAAAGAAGAAUUACCUGAUCCAAAAGAUUUAGAACUGUAUGAAUUCCGCUUCAGUGACUUUCCUGUUACAGAGCAUGGCCUGAUAACUUGUGGAAUACGACUGUUCUUCGAGAUAAAUGUUGUUGAAAAAUUCAAAGUCCCAGCUGAGGUCCUUACAAGAUGGAUGUACACAGUUAGGAAAGGUUAUCGAGAUAUCACUUACCAUAACUGGCGACAUGGAUUCAAUGUGGGACAAACGAUGUUUACUCUGCUAAUGACAGGCAAAAUAAAGAAAUACUAUACUGAUCUAGAAGCCUUUGCCAUGGUUGCUGCUGCUUUCUGCCACGACAUUGAUCACAGAGGGACCAAUAACUUGUAUCAGAUGAAAUCAGCUGCUCCGCUGGCGAAACUUCAUGGCUCAUCCAUUUUAGAGAGGCACCACCUGGAGUACAGUAAAACCCUUCUGCAGGACGAGAGUUUAAACAUCUUCCAGAACCUAAAUAAGCGCCAGUUUGAAACUGUUCUACACUUAUUUGAAGUAGCAAUAAUAGCAACUGACUUGGCUUUAUACUUCAAGAAAAGAACUAUGUUUCAAAAGAUUGUGGAUGCAAUUGAGAAAAUGGAAUCAGAAGAGGAGGCAAUUAAAUAUAUAUCUAUUGACCCAACCAAGAAAGAAGUAAUCAUGGCUAUGAUGAUGACUGGGUGUGACCUGUCUGCUAUAACCAAGCCUUGGGAAGUGCAAAGUAAGGUUGCCCUUAUGGUUGCAAAUGAAUUCUGGGAGCAAGGUGACCUGGAGCGAACUGUGCUACAGCAACAACCAAUUCCUAUGAUGGACAGAAACAAAGGAGAUGAACUACCUAAGCUCCAAGUUGGUUUCAUAGAUUUUGUGUGUACAUUUGUAUACAAGGAAUUCUCGAGGUUUCACAAGGAAAUUACACCCAUGUUUGAUGGUCUUCAAAACAACAGGGUUGAAUGGAAAACACGAGCUGAUGAAUAUGAAGAGAAGAUGAAAGUUAUUGAGGAACAAAAGAAAAAGGAAGAGGAAGAAGCGGCCAAAAAAGCUGAAAAUGCAGCUGGAGGUGGUGGCGGAGGAAGCGGAGAGGACGGAAAAUCCAAAACCUGUAUAAUUUUGUAAUUCUUUGUCUCAGACGCUGUUUUCUGCUACAGAAAAGACAUCUAGAAAGAACUUCAAUAAGCCCCAGUGGAUUUCUGUUUCACAUAGAAUAGUAUAGAACGAUCUAUUAACAAACCUCUUAAACACUCGCCAUUUGGUGGAAAUAAUUUUUAAUGGAGUAAACAAAGAGUUACAAUUAAAAACUGGAAAAUUAAAAGAAAAAAUAAUUGUGUGAAAUGAGUUAACUGUGUGCUCUAGAUACUUUUUCAUGUCACUCAAUUUAUAUACAGUAUUUUUAUUAAAAUAUGUAACUUCUGAACACUGUCCAGAAAAAAUAUAAAUAAUUUUGAUAGAUCUUAUAUGAAAUUACCGAAUGAAAUAUAACACAUCCAAUUAACACAAAAAAUCUUUUUUUUUUUAAACUUGUAUGUUUAGCUUUUUAUAUUAUGCUAUCUCCUUAAUCUGGAAUUGUCCUUUUCCUUCAUUCUCAGUGCUAUAUAAAGUUCUAGAGUAAAUACCUCCUUCAUCUUAGGAAUGCUCAACGCAAUUCCCCAGGUUAUAUUUAUUAAAAAGCAGGUCCA